UCAGCGAAUGCAAUUUUAGGGAAAAAAUUAAUGAAAUAUUCAGUUUAGAGUUCGCAAUACAAAUGUAACGUUUAUACUCAAUAGUUUCAUAGAUCCAGGAUAUCCAGAGGGUAAAUAUGGCAAACGCGCCUUUAUCCUGCUGUCAACCCCCUCGAAUCCUUAAUGGCGCAAAGGUGGUGUGUGAAAAAUUCGCGUUUACCCAACCCGUUUUUCCUGCUCUACAAUUUCUUGUUUUCCCACCUUUCCAUAAUUUAACCUCAAUCAUGGCCUGGGGAUACUGGAGUGCCACCUCAGUGGCCAAAGGGGGACGCAGUCCCCGCCGCAACAAAGACAACCAAGACGGCCACAUCUCGCAACGCUACCAGCAGCACCAGAGCCAACCUCAGCCGCCUCAACCUCAGCCUCAAACGGUGGAAACCGUGGAGGCUCUGCCUACAGCUCAAUCGUCGCAAGAGACUUACAGCACGCUCGUGGCCAAUACCCCGAUGGCUCGGGAGGAGGCCGAGAUUGAGUUUGAGGUGGAACAUCAUCAUCAUCAGUUGUCCAGGAGACCCAGUUUGGAUAUCAACUUGAUGGCCGGAGGGGCGGAAAGUGCCUUCGGGGGCGGCGCGUUAUGCGAAACGCAUGGCGGCACCAGACAUCAACACCAAGGGGGUACGUUAUCGGCGGGCAACACUCUCACUAGGAUAGGAAGUAGGCAUACCGCGGUAGAAUACGCUGUUCCCCAUCAUUUCCAUCAUCACCAUCAUGCCUAUAUCGAGUAUGCGCAAGAUCAUUUGUCUCUGUCAGACGACGAUAGUAGUUCGGAGCCUGGAUACGAUUGUAUUCGGACCGUGUUUCCGAACUCAUCGUCGCAAGGAGUCGGUACUGGCCCAGCAGAUGACAGAAGUAUAUAUAGAAGAGGUGCUCGCCGAUGGCGAAAGCUCUACAGGAUCAACGGACACAUUUUCCAGGCCAAACGAUUUAAUCGACGUGCAUUUUGCGCUUAUUGUCACGACCGUAUCUGGGGCCUGGGCCGUCAAGGCUUCAAAUGCAUCCACUGCAAACUCCUAGUGCAUAAAAAAUGCCACAAGGCUGUGAACAUUAGUUGUACGAACGAACACACUUUAGACCACCAUAACAUAGUAAGCAGCGAGGAUCGUAAUGGCGACUCCUUCAGCAUCAUCGUGGAUACCCCACCCGCAAGCAGCUGCGAAUUCUCCGAUUGUAUCGAAGAAUACAUUAAAGUAUCUUCAGAUAUUCCCGCCGAUAUGGUGCAAACGAAAGAACCAAAUCAGAUGAUUGACGACCUACAGACGAGCGAACAGCGCAAGUAUUCGCUCAAUGAUUUCGAUUUGAUUCGUGUUAUCGGUAGGGGCUCUUAUGCCAAAGUGCUCAUGGUUGAAUUGAAGAAAACCAAAAGACUGUAUGCUAUGAAGGUAAUUAAGAAAGCUCUGGUAACAGACGACGAGGACAUCGACUGGGUCCAAACCGAGAAGCACGUAUUCGAAAUCGCCUCGAAUCAUCCCUUCUUGGUCGGUCUACACUCGUGCUUCCAAACCCCUUCCCGUUUAUUUUUCGUGAUAGAAUUCGUACGGGGUGGGGACCUCAUGUUCCACAUGCAAAGGCAACGAAAACUCCCCGAGGACCACGCGAAAUUUUACGCGGCGGAAAUCUCUUUGGCCUUAAACUUUUUGCACGGCAAAGGAAUUAUUUAUCGGGACUUGAAGUUGGAUAACGUGCUCCUGGACUACGAGGGGCACAUCAAAUUAACCGAUUACGGCAUGUGUAAGGAGGGAAUCCGGCAUGGCGAUACCACCUCCACCUUUUGCGGCACACCCAAUUAUAUUGCGCCGGAGAUACUACGCGGAGAGGAUUAUGGAUUUUCAGUGGAUUGGUGGGCAUUAGGUGUUUUACUUUAUGAAAUGUUAGCCGGUAGGUCACCGUUUGAUAUAGCCGGGGCGUCAGAUAAUCCCGACCAGAAUACGGAAGACUACUUGUUCCAAGUGAUUUUGCAAAAGACUAUUCGGAUCCCAAGGUCCUUAAGUGUUAAAGCGGCGAAUGUGUUGAAGGGUUUCUUGAACAAAAACCCUGCGGAGAGACUCGGGUGUCGCAGCAACGAUUCGUUUGCGGAAAUCACCAGUCACCAGUUCUUUAGGAGUAUCGAAUGGGACUUGUUAGAGCAAAAGCAAAUUUCUCCACCUUACAAGCCCCGUUUGGACUCGGAUAGGGAUUUGGCCAAUUUUCCACCCGAAUUUACGGACGAACCCGUUCAUCUCACACCUGAUGAUCCGCGCGUAAUAGAAAAAAUCGACCAAUCGGAAUUCGAGGGUUUCGAAUACGUCAAUCCGCUGCUGAUGUCCCUGGAGGACUGUGUGUGACAUAACGUUAAUUGCGCGUUGCACCCGAACAAUUUGCCGCCGCCGCCGAUCCAUCGGUACCCGCCGCCGAUGUUGCCGCCCCCGCCGCCUCCCGAUUUGAUGUCCAGGUACCGUCAGGAGCGGGAGGAGGAGGAGGAGGAGGAGGAGCUGGACGACGACGAGGGCGACGGCGACUAUUUGCAAGUCGACAUCCCUCGGCCAAAGUCGGUGCUUCAGAACAUAUUUUGCCUUCCUUUAAACUAAGGGUUGUAUUUUUAAGGAAAAUUAUUAUAAUUAAGUGCAGGAGGAAAAGGGUGGUGUUUUUCCCCUUCGAACCACUUAAAUUGUACAUUGUAUUCUAAAGUUGUUGCCUAAUAAAAUAAAUUCUUUAAUAUUAUGUUAAAUACGCGAUUAGAACUAUUUCAAAAGAACAUCGUAGUCUUAAGGUUCAUUUGCGGAAUAUUGUUAAGUAGGUAAGUGACUGCUGAUAACUCAAAUUUAUUGAUUUGUUUUUCGAUUUUUCUUUAUACAAAAUGGUCGUUUAUUUUGAGGCAGGUGAGCAUAAAAAAACUAUUAGCUUAAAUGGAAUAUGCAAUAUUUUAUUACAUAUGUGAAUUCUCCGUGAAAUUUUAUGAAAUUCCAAUUAUUGUUUUUGGGAUAUACAGUAUGGCCCAAAUUGGGUGUACAUGUAUGGGUAUCUUGGAAACUAUAAGAGAUAGAAAAUUGGUUAAAUGGGGAAAGUUGUAGGGCAGUGUUUAGUGCCGCUUUUAGAACAAUUUUAUUUGAAAUAUUUGGAAAAAAUCAAAAAGUUGCAUUUUUAAAAGAGCUGUAUUUUUUUUCAGCGUAUUUUUAAAAUCUGUAAAAACAUUAUUAAAUUCCGAAUUUGGGGAUAUGCUAAAAAUGCUAUAUUAUAAGAUAUUCCGACAGGGUUCGGAGCCGAAACGUCGAAAACAAAAACUGAAUUCAUGUAUGCGUUGUCCUUAAAAAGUUAUCCUAAUAAUGUUUAUACAGAUUUAAAAAAUAUGAUGAAAUAAAAAAAAUACAGGUCUUUUUUUUCAAAAAUGGAACUUUUUGAUUUUUUUCAGAUAUUUCAAAAUCGAAAAAAGAUAAAGUCGUUCUAAAAGCGGCACUAAACUAGUAACUAAAUGCCCUACAACUUUCCCCAUUUAACCAAUUUUCUAUCUCUUAUAGUUUCCAAGAUACCCAUACAUAGUCCAGGACGAUUAGACUUUCUCUGCUGAAAAAAUCCCAUCUGGCUGAAUUAUAAGUCUUAUGCAUUUUUUUCGUAGAGGUUAUUUUUUUAUAGAAAUUUUACUUUCAAUGUUGGACAUUGAAAAAAUUGUAAAAUAUUUUACUUUUUUCCACCUCACCAUAGAGGUAAAGUACCAGACGCGUUUUUUUUUCAUGUGGUGUCCCCAAUAAGGCCUAUUCCACGAAGCUACAAUGAAAAUAUGAAGUAAAUAGGAUUUUUUUGAUUUAGUCAUCAGUGUGACAUGAUGCGGCAUCUUCCAGGUCUUCCCCAACUUCGAGUGUUGAGGACAAAAAAAUUCAUUGGAUCUAAACUUUUAUCAAAUUCGAUGUUUUUGGACUCUUCAUUGUCCGAUUUUAUGUUUAAACAGGAUUGUCCAUGGCAGUAGCCGCAAGUCGGAGAGCAGUGUACUCCAAGUUUCCUACAUCCGCAAUUAGCUCCACAACCUUUCGUACAAUUACAAUUAAUCAGGAGCAGGUGGCAAUAAUGUUUGUAUUAGCCGUAAAUAAUAAUUAUCAACCAUGGUCCAUUCCCAAUCCAAUGGAUUCAAAUUCUUACCAAGCCAUUUAUAGACUUGGUAAUAAACACGAUAUAAAUGUGAUUGAGCUGCACUCGAUGUCGGUGGUAGCAUUGAAAGUUUAACAGCUUUAUCGUAUCUUGUCAAUUUCGCGAAGCAAUUAUAUCGAUGAUGGUCAAGAGAUUCUUCGCGCGGUGGAGCACCAUAUAUCGCUAAUAACGCUUUGAUACCGCUUGUGAAAAUAUUAUCUGGGGAGCAUUGUUCCUCAUUAAAUAUUUUAGCUGCAUCUCUGAUGUCACUUCUCUUCUCAAAAAUUUUAAUGGCUUUUGCCUUGCCUUUAUUGAAAAGAGCAGAUGUCGUGUCACAUCCAGUCAAAGCGUGCAAAAAUAAAAUGAGUGGUUUAAUAGCAAUAUGAGUAUCGAAACUUUUCGAAGAAUAUAUAACUGUAUCAAUGUGUGAUUUUCCAGGUUUCAUAAAGUAAAUAUCUUUAUUCUCAGGCACGAGAGCUGUCAAUAAAACCAAUAAAUCUACAUCAUUUCCAACAAUUAUACUCCGAUUUUCAUUCGUCAACUCAAUUGCAGUAUUGAUAAUGAGAACAUCAGCAUCAUCCUCUGCUUGCACGACGUUUAUAUGAUUUAGUUUCAAUUUUUCUGAUAACAUUGUAAUAAAUCGCUGUUUAUUAUUGACAUUGGAGAGAAAUUUCUCUUGAGUUGUUGUCAGAGUCAUUGAUGGAUCAAACAUGAUUUCUGUGGUUGUACCGGUUUUUGCUAAUCGUCGUUGCUGUUCCAUUGCUUUUGUGUUGUUACAUUGAUUGUUAUAACCGUCGAAAACAACGGUAACGUUCAAACCAAAGUGGUUUCGUAAAUAAUGAACAUAACAAUCAAAAAUAGCAUCAUAUGUAACAUCUCGAUUCCACACGACUCGAUGCAAAAGAAAUCCGCCAUCAAUAAUAUAUGUGUCUUGAAGAGGAGUUAAUUCUAGGGACACUGGUUGAAAAGAAUCAUAUAAAGCUGAUUUCUUGGUCUUGCGCAUUCCCAUUUCAUCAAAAAGAGCCAAUGGAUAUGGCGCUAACUCAUAUUGGAGAAAUUCUUGUAGUUGAUCUUCAAAUUUGUUUGUUACACUUAUACGUUGAAAUAGCAACAGUGGAUCUAUAGCGAUUUUCGUAUCGUGAACUUUAAUAGAAGAAGUAACACUUAAUAAUGGAAGGACCCUGUGCAUACGUUUAAGCUUUAUAUCUGAGAAUUUUUGACCCAUUACUGUCUUCAUGGAAGCUACACCGAUUUCAUAAGCAUUAUGACAAUUUAUUUUAUCGUCACCAAUAAUUCCACUCGAAAUGGACAUAAUGUGAUUGAUUUCUGGGAAUGGAUCAUGAGAAGAAAACCAAUCCAAUACUUUUUUGACGUCGUCAUUGUCACGGUCUACUCGAGCGUCUCGUGCAUCUACAUGUUGGUCUGCUGUAUCUAAACGGACGUUACAUAAUUUCUCUAUAUCCUCGCUGAUAGUAUUCAUAGCAUGCAUACCAUACACCCAUUUUGCCAAAACACUUUCUUGUGUACUUCUCCCACGUGCAACGCCACCCUCUGUUUUCAUGGAUUUCAUCAAUGAUUGUUCGAUGAUCAUGUCGCUCCAAGUUCCACAAUAUGAUUUAUUAGAUCGUCGAAUAGUGAAAAAUCCCUCUGUAAACUUUUUAAAUGCAUUUUCUUCCAUAGUCAGAUGUAACUUAGACAUAUCCUGAAGGUAUAAAUGUGCUGAUUUUGCAUAGAGGAAAUGUCCUGACGCAUGAAAAUAAGGGAGCAUAUUUUUUAUAGAAUUUAAGUGUGCAUUCCAAUCUCCCAUUCGCUCAGCCCUAAUGAACUCUUUUGCAAUUGAUACCAUUCGGAAAUAUUGAACCCAUAAUCGCGCCGUAGGACCUCUAUUCUCACAUUCAAAUAAUUUUUCAUUAAAUUUGUCCACCAAUAGAUCAACCAUAUCGGAAUUUUCAAUUUCAUCAAAUGAUAAGAUACGCAUCAUUACUUGUUCAACAGUACCAUCAACAACAUUUUCAUCGAUAUUAAUAUUUUUUCCGAUUAUUGUCGCCAAAGCCAGAUGGAGAAGUGUAUGAGCUCUGAUAGCUCUCGCAUAAGCAUGACCAUCCAACAUUUUUUCAACAGAGUUUGUAGCAUAAAUGACACUCAAAACAUCUUUGAGACCACUCCCAGCCAUGAUAUAACCAAUUAAUCCGAGGAACGACAUAAGUAAAUGAAAUCCGCCUAGUCUUACGAUUACUUUCGACAAUUCUGUUGAGUCUGGUGAUGCUGCUACAAUUUCGCGAGCUUUUAUAUACAAUGGUUGAUCAAACGUUACGAUACAUGUCUUAUGACCAUACCGAUGUCCAUUAUUUAAUGCACAUUUUAAAGUGGUAUAGAUGGUAUUGUAAUUACUAGCAGGCUGAUGAAUGAACGGUAGAAAUAAAACACGAGAUGUUGAAAAAUUGAGGUCGUCAGUCAACAGUAACUCCAUAAAAUUAUUCCAACCUGGAACCUUUGAUAUAGAACGCCACUUCCCAUACAUCCAUAACAAAUCAACUUUUCGGAUAAAUGACAGGGGUCUUGAAUCAUUAUAAUCGAGAUUUUCCAUGGUAAUUUUGCUCAACCCAGUGUUACCAUAAUGUUCAUAAACUUCAAUUGGAACUUCAGCAAUUUUUGCGAUUUCAGUAGCCGCUGGGAUGGUCAUCAAUCUUGCAAUUGGAUCCUCUGCGAUGACUGAACUUAGUGGUGUAAUCAUUUGUAUUACUCCCAUUAUGUGAAUGGUAUUAUGACCAUCGAUUGUAUAAACAUUAAUAUCAGCAUUAUCAGCAGCGAAUUGUAUAAAUGUUCCAGUUUCAGGUGGUAAUAUGAACGGUUGAGGAUGGUGAAUAGCAGCAACUUCAUAGAGAAGUGUAUCUUUAUGUGAUGAUGAUAAUCCCAAGCUUGAUAAUAUGUCAAGAAUGCGCCUAGACCCAAAUCUUCUAUGUAGAAAAACUGAUAAGCCAAUUUGUAAACGCGAUAUGAAGGAUCGUGGUCGCACUGCUGACAUAAUGCAAUGACUCAAAGCAGUACACUUUAAUUUCAGUGGCUCCAGCUUUCCUUUUUUAUUUUUCAUGAUAAUUUGUUCCAAUAAAUAUUGCAAACUUUCAGGAAUAUCUUCAUUAAUAUUGUCGAAUAUUCUAUUUGUAGGAGGAUAGUAAUCGCUAUUAAUAGGUGUGGAUUGAAUAUCUUCGCGAAUGAUUGCUGCAGCGGCCUCUAAAAUUCUGAAUCGUUCUUCUUUUUCAUCGUAUUUUCGAUUUUCAUACCAGGUUUUGUUCAAGAUAUCAUGACGAACAUCGGAGAAGCAAAUCAUAGUCGAACUUCGACUCUUCGUGGUAAUGCCGAUUUUUUUACCGUACUUUUCAACGAGUUUUGAUUUCACGGUAACAAAAUCUGUACAUACCUUUUUCAAUUCAGAUAACGUGAGUCAUCAUUAUUUUCGAUGUAAUGAAAAAUUUCUUCCAUUGCUGAAGAGAUCCUCAUAUCUUGGGGUCUCCCAUGCUUUUGGAAUGAUAAAGGUCGCGCGAAAGAGACGUAGCACUCACUAUGAUAUUUCGCAUUUACUGCUACUAAAUCUUCUUUAUAAAUAAUACGAUUCUCAACUAGCCUACCAAGAGAAUCAUUACGCUUUUCAGCUGUCGGUGUGGAGACCUGCUUGAUUUUUCGCCGACGACUCAUAGGAACUCGUCUUUCAUGUUCUUCAGAACACUCCUUGUCGAACUGUCGAGGAGGGCUAGCAGUCGAGGUACUGGGGACAGCAUCUCGCUCCCUUUUAGCCGCAGUAAUACUACUUGCACGAGUAUAUUCCUUGCGACACAUCACGUGUACUUUUAUCGAAUCGACACUCCGCCGCAAAAAUGCAAUUUUUCCAUCAUUUCGCUCGAUACUGGCGUCACGUAAGGUUUUAAUACCGCGCUCGACACAAACAGUCUGACAGCGAUUUGUUGCAAAUUAUGCAAUUUUCGGCCAUUUCUCGAUAAGUAGGUGAAUAAUAUCACGAAAAAACUGUGAGAAAUUAUUCUACAUGUCUGUUUACAACUGAGAAUAACAGAAUACUGGCCUGAAGACUAGUCAAAUGACGUCAAUGUCCCACAGCCAGUGACGCACAUACGACCAUAGAAAAAAAGGGCCAGCUGUGCUCUAGGUCACAAGGGGGAAUACCUAUAGAGCCCCUACCAUAAAUAUUCAACGAGAAAACGAUUUCAAAACACGUUUUGACUCGAAUUUUAUGAUUUUUGAUAGUUACAACACUUUGACCGCAAUUUUCUGCAAAUUGAAGGUCUCUACGAAAAAAAUGCAUAGAGCCUUUUUUGUGGAGAAUUUCAUACUGAACAAAAAAGGUAAUAGCUCAUUUUAUCGUAGGAUUGAUAGUUUCGAUGAUAUUUGUAAAAAAGUGUUUUUUUGUGGCCUUUGACCCCCCAUAAAAAAAAGCUCUUUGCACUUUGAUUCAUGGGGACUUUUAAGGGAUGAUUUGUAAUGUCAAAAAGAAGCUCUGGUAAAAAAUUCAGCCAGAUGGGAUUUUUUCAGCAGAUUGACCUUCUUUUCGUCUAAUAGUCCUGGACUAUACAUGUACACCCAAUUUGGGCCACACUAAAUACACAAUUGAAAAUUCACUUUUUUUACUUUUGAAGGUUAAGACUACCUAACAUGGGUUUCACUUUUUGACAUUUGUGAAAUGAUACAUAUUUGACAUUUGUCAAAUGACAAUCACAUGUUACAUUUGGACACAACUGCCUAUACGUGUGAUCCAAACUGCAUCGUGUGACCCGUUAAAAAAAAUUAAAGAUAUUACGAAGUAACAAUUAAACAGGUAAAUGAAAUAAAUAGAUAAAAAACGCUGAAGCAACAUAGACGCCGCUUGUUAGGGUUUUGGUAGUCGUAUCCAGUUAUAAGAGUCUAUUUAGGGUUAUAAAGUCAAUUUUCCAAAUUAAUUUUUUUUUCAAAUUUCAUAAGAUUUUACGUAAAACCAAAAAAAAAAAAUCCUUUUACUCACCUGUACUUUAAUAUAACAUUGAAUAACUAAGACGAGAGAUUGCAAAAAGACUUUAUUUAGUUAACCGAGACUAGUAGAAACCAGGUGCUUGUACUGUAAAAUUCCAAGCUUUAUUAUUAACCACAUUAUUGAAAUAAGGAAUAAAAACAAUUUUCAGCACAUAUUGAGCACAAAAUAAUUGACAAGGAUGUUAAAUUAUAACUAAUAACAAUUUAGUUAAUGGUAGACUAGUGAUAACUAAGAAGCCCACACGGUGGUUGACAAGUAUUAUUAUCAUUAAAUAAAUGUACAAAAUAUUAUGGUUUA
Messenger RNA from Anthonomus grandis grandis, 9448 nucleotides. Its product is annotated as atypical protein kinase C-like. Bases 117 to 2360 code for a protein of 747 amino acids. The transcript is spliced from 13 exons. The record is from RefSeq and is a predicted model, not a curated record. Gene Ontology annotation, molecular function: protein serine/threonine kinase activity; ATP binding. Gene Ontology annotation, biological process: protein phosphorylation; establishment or maintenance of cell polarity. Lineage: Eukaryota; Metazoa; Arthropoda; Insecta; Coleoptera; Curculionidae.